Messenger RNA from Zerene cesonia (dogface butterfly), 4715 nucleotides. RefSeq lists its product as uncharacterized. The transcript has 12 exons. Lineage: Eukaryota; Metazoa; Arthropoda; Insecta; Lepidoptera; Pieridae. The coding region runs from base 277 to 4470 and encodes 1397 amino acids. Gene Ontology annotation, biological process: chemical synaptic transmission; modulation of chemical synaptic transmission; presynaptic membrane assembly. The record is from RefSeq and is a predicted model, not a curated record. Gene Ontology annotation, molecular function: neurexin family protein binding; signaling receptor activity. Gene Ontology annotation, cellular component: cell surface; postsynaptic membrane; synapse.
CCGUAGCGUUGUUCGUGAAACUCUGUGUGGCAAUAGUGAGAUUAGUUCAGGGAAUAAACGCGCAUUGUUCACGCGAUUGGUUUUUGUGUUUGGUGAAAGUGCUCAUAAGAAUUGUAAAUUUAAUAAACAAGCUCCUUGUGAUUCGAUAAACACAAAGUGAUAUCGAAAUGAAAGAAAUACUCAGUGGCAAAUUUGAAGACAAUCCACGGAAUUGGAAUGACUCACAACCAUAGGAAGGUAUUUUGAGAGCAAUGAAAGCAAAACGGUGGACAUAAAAUGGCUGUGCAGCACGCGCUUAUAAAUCAGUGUUUGUUUAUUUGUAUCGUUAUCUCGCUCUUACCGAUGGUGGACGAGGCGAAGGUGUACGAAGGGGCACGGAGUUUCCCGAGCGAUGAGAAGCGGUUAACCCGGGAAUACCAUUUGAGGCAGGGCGCGUUGAGGGGUCUGAUUGUGAAGCCAGGGAGGCAGUAUGAUCUGCAGCCAGUGGAAAUAUUCUUGGGCAUACCGUAUGCUGCACCGCCUGUGGGCAGCUUACGUUUUAUGCCUCCAGUCAGCGCCCCACCGUGGUCCGGUUUGAAGAUGGCGACCCGUUUCGCGCCAGUUUGUCCCCAAGCCCUGCCACAGAUUAAAAAGGGGAAUCCGCCAUCGUUAGGAAGACAGAACUAUUUGAAUCGUCUCAGACCCUUCUUAAAAGAAGAAUCUGAGGACUGCUUGUAUUUGAAUAUUUAUGUACCCUAUAGAGAGCAAAAAACAAAGAAGUUUCCCGUACUCGUGUUCAUUCACGGUGACUCCUUUGAGUGGAGUUCUGGGAAUCCUUACGAUGGGAGAAUCUUAGCAUCGUAUGGGAACGUCAUGGUUAUUACAGUCAACUAUCGUCUUGGGAUAUUAGGAUUUAUGAAACCAAGUCUAACAGAACAUGUUUACGGUAACAACGGUCUUCUGGACCAAUUAGCCGCUUUGCAAUGGAUAAAGGAUAACAUUGAAGACCUGAAUGGGGAUCCCAAGUCUGUGACCCUAAUGGGGCACGGCACUGGGGCGGCGUGUGUGAACUUUUUGAUGUUUUCCCCUAUUUCAAAUGGUCUGUUCCACCGCGCGAUACUAAUGUCGGGCUCCGCCCUAUCCGACUCCGCGAUGACCCGCGACCCGGCGCAGUACACGCUGCAGGUCGCCCAGAGUCUGGGCUGCAACCCCAGCUCUAGGGACAUGAUGAGCUGCCUCCAGAAGAAGCCGUUAUCAGAAAUCAAAAAAGUCCAAAUAUUGUCGCGAGAAUUCGAGACUCCAUUGGGCCCGGUGGUGGCCGGGUCAUUCAUACCGAGUGAACCUACACAAACGAUGGCAUCCUUUCCAAACCUGCUAAGCAAAUACCAAUUGCUAAGUGGUGUAACGGAAUGGGAAAGCUAUCACGAUUUCGGAGUAAUUGAGCUCGAUCAUGGCGUUUUGGAGAACCAGAGAGAUGAAUUCAUAAAGAAAUAUGCGAAGAUUGUCUACGAGGGGGCGGAAGAUGUCGCUUUGAAGGAGAUAUUGAAACAGUACUCCCCCUCAAAGCUGGACCCUCAGCGCUGGCCGGUGGAAACCAACCGUGACGUCACACUGAACAUGUUCAGUGACGCCAGAACAUUGGCUCCGAUGAUACACCUCGCGAACUAUCAGUCGAAAGCGAACAGACAGUCGUACUUCUAUGUGUUUGGACACAAUUCCGUGAGCACGGACUAUGCGCCUCUGAACAAGAGCGUGCACGGCGAGGAGAUGCCGUACGUGCUGGGGGUGCCGCUGGGCGGCGCCGCCACGCACCUGCGCGCCGAGUACACGCCGCGCGAGAAGCUGCUCAGCGAGGUCGUCAUGCGCCUGUGGACCAACUUCGUGAAGAACGGAUCUCCCAACACGCAGAGCGUGAACGAAUAUCACACAUUGGAUAGGAAAGUCUGGAAUCAGUACAACGUGGAAUGGCCGGAGUACAAUGUCGCCCAUCAACCUUAUUUACGACUGGACAUACCGCCAUCCAUAAACAGUUUGUACAGAUCGAACUACACCUCGUUCUGGCUCGACUCGCUGCCCAACAAGCUGAGUCGCUACGUCGUCGAUCCGCUCCAAGCCUUCACACCGCCCACCACUCAGAGGAUUCGAGCGACUCAUAGACCUGUAGAAACAAUAAAAAAAUCUAUCUACCCGCCCGUAGUCCACCGCACCGACUACACUAUGCCGUUAUACGGUAAGCUGCGACCGAACCCACCGCCACAGUACAGACCGGACACAGACGCAAUUUACCGAGAGAUUCAGGCCAUAAAAACCCCAUCUAGACCACUCCCACCCAGUUUAAGGACCCCACAACCUCAGACCAGUACAGAAAAACCGACAUUGACCAUAGCCAAAACCUCCAGUACGACCCUCACCCUCAUUAUUUCACUCACAGUCCUAUUCUUAGCGGUUAACAUAAGUAUAUGCGCGGUAUUGUAUUUCAAAAAGCGGAGAUUACGACUCCGAGCCCUCGAGCGUCCUUCGGAAAUGGGUGAAGUGGAUGUAAUCGGACAGAAAAGCUCCGAAAGUGCUCUGCGCAAGCUGAAGAACGGCUGCAGCGUUAUUAAGUCGAUGAAAAUACAGAAAAAGAAAAUUAACAAGGAAUGCAAGACGCCCAAGUCGGACGACUCCGGCGGGUUUCGGGAACGCUUCCAGCUGAGGCGACAUUUGUCCACGAGCACUUUGGACGCUCAUACGAAAGUCAGAGAUUGGAUCACGAACGAAGUGAUGCACAGAUGCUCGCCGAGCAUUUUAAGAAAAUCGCAUUCCGAGAGCGAGAAAAAUAAACAAUUCACCAGAUCGGAGGAGUUGUUGACGGAGAAGAAAAAUAAAAGUGAGAAAAUUGAUGUUCCACCGUCCAAUUUACUCGCGAAGAAUUUUAAGAAUAAAACGUCUGAGAAGACCACUUCAACGUCCGCGUUGGAUUCGCAUUCGUCGAUUGUUAGCAAACAUUCGGCGGACAAAAUUAGUAAAUCAAAUGAAUCCGUUAAGAGCAAAGAUAGUGCGAAAUCCAAGAAAGUUUCAGUAGCUAUCGAUGCGACGCCCGCGGCUAGAACUAAUUCCAUAUUGAAACAAGAGCCGAUAGAGCUGUCUAAGUCAUUUGAUUGUAUAGAAAAAGGAGUGCAGGUUUCGAACAAAUUGCAAAGAUCCAAAACUGUUGGUGACGAUACAUAUUCGAAAGUUGUCAAACCGAAAACAACAGAGAGUACACAAACGCAGCGCGAACAUCAAACCUUUACAAAUGAAGUGACGCUUUCAUUACAAAAUAGGGCUCCCUUAAAAAUAUCACACAAACAUUCCACAUCCGAUCCUGUGACGGACGUAAAUUAUGAACAAUUAAUGAAACAAAUGCAACGCGAAGCGAUGCACAUCCUUCCGCCGGUCACGUUCAGAAACGAGGUAAACGUUACGUCGCGCGACGACACACAAACUCAGCCUUUGUCGCCGGAAGAGGCGUUAUUAACUAUUAAACGAAGAAACUUUCCAAAAGUACUUCCAGACUUGCCCAAGUCACAGAAGAGGCUGUCCUUACAACCGACUUUGCAAACUUUCCGCGGUUAUAUUGAUAGUCAAAUUGACAAGCCGAAAGUUCCGCCCCAACCGCCGCCCAGAACGACAACUUUAGAGCGGCGUCUCGCCUACAAGAACACGAAAUUACUUUCGUCUUUUGACACACCCAGAAAGAUAUCAGAGAACUCCAACUACGAAAAUAUUGAUAAUUUGACUACGCAUUCCGAAUUGAAUAAGUCGAGAUCUAUUGAGAGUAAAAUUGAUUUAAAACAAAACCGACCGGUAGAUCCUACUCCGUCCACACAAAGGGAAUAUCCGAGGGUAAUAAUUGCUUCAAGUACAUCUGAGCCGAAGAUUAUCAUACAGCCCUCUUUGAGUCAAGUAGAAAUCCCAACGAAUGCGCCAAGAGUUCGAUUGCCCGACGAUUUCCAUUCCGGUUCCGUUACAUCAUUCUCUUCAUAUUAUUCGGAUGAUGAUGACGAUGAAAUAGAUGACAUCGACGAUUUCGAAGAUAAGCUAUUACAAGAACUCGUUGGUGGCGUCGAAUCACCGACGGAGGAUGUGUUGGAUUCGAAAGGACCAGAUACGAUAUUGAGGAAAGUAGAAAUCGUUCCGGUUAAGCUGAACACAGUGCAGACACAGAGGAGUAGCGAUUACGUGUGUGUCACAGACUUGCUGCUACCAGAUGCAAGCAAUCUCGAACAGACUGCGCAAAUCAAACCAAACUUCAGUUUGAAUAAAUUGAAGAAUAGAAGUGAAAGUAUCAACCGACCUCCGGAGAAGGCGGUCAAAGUGAAACAGAAGAGACGAAAGCCUGGAGCGAUUUUAAGUAGAGUUAAGAGUAGUGGUAGCGGGAAUAGUGAUAGUAAAUUAGAACAUUCUACGUCAGGGUCAUCCAAUGAUACUGAGGCUAGUACGGGAACUGUGAGAAAAGUCGAAAAAUAGCACUAGUGUUAGGUGUAAUGUAAAUAAUAGUUGUAGAUUGCAUACGAGCAUGCUAUUAACUACUAUUCCAAGAUUUUUGUCUUAAAGCAGUAGGUAUGAAGUGGGUAAAAUUAAUAUUUAUAUGCAAUUAAUCCAAAGAACUAUGAAACAAAUCAAAGUUAGUUUUAACAAAUGUAUUUACGUAACGGCGAGUUUAUAAAAGACUAAAUGUAUACUAAAGUGCCUUUAUUUUACACGCAUUUCGA